CUCUGGUCUGGGCUGUCGCCGCAGCCCGGCUGAGCUUGUUUCGUCGGGAGGUACCUUCCCAAGUUCGCCUUACCGUUUAAGGGAGGCAGGGGGGCGUGAUGGCUCCCCCACGGAAAGGUGACCUGAGCCCGGAGGAGAAGGAUUUACUGGGAGUGAUCGCCGCAGGAAACACCGAGGAGGCUGGGAGGCUACUGGGCAGCAAGAAUGUCCGUGUCAAUUGCUUGGAUGAGCAUGGCAUGACCCCUCUGAUGCAUGCAGCCUACAAAGGGAAAGUAGACAUGUGCAGGCUGCUCCUGCGACACGGAGCUGAUGUCAACUGCAAUGAACACGAGCACGGAUAUACUGCCUUGAUGUUUGCUGGGCUUUCAGGAAACAAAGAAAUCACCUGGAUGAUGUUAGAGGCUGGAGCAGAGACUGAUGUUGUCAACUCUGUGGGGAGGACAGCCGCUCAGAUGGCAGCUUUCGUGGGUCAACAUGACUGUGUGACCGUCAUCAACAACUUCUUUCCACGUGAAAGGCUGGACUACUACACUAAACCACAAGGCCUAGACAAAGAACCAAAACUGCCUGUGAAAUUAGCUGGGCCUCUUCAUAAAAUUAUUACUACUACAAACAUGCAUCCUGUAAAGAUUGUGUUGCUGGUAAAAGAGAACCCUCUGUUGGCUGAAGUGGAAGCACUGCAGAAAUGUUACAGGGUUCUGGAUCUCAUUUGUGAGAAAUGUAUGAAGCAGAAAGAUAUGAAUGAAGUCCUUGCUAUGAAGAUGCACUACAUCAGCUGCAUCUUCCAGAAGUGCAUUACAUUCUUAAAAGAGCGAGAGGAUAAACUAGAUGGAUUGAUCAAGAGCCUCUUAAAGGGGAGAGAGAAAGAUGGUUUCCCUGUAUACCAAGAGAAGCUAAUUCGAGAAAGCAUCCGAAAGUUCCCUUACUGUGAAGCUACAUUGCUGCAGCAGCUCGUCAGAAGUAUUGCCCCUGUUGAAAUAGGUUCUGAUCCUACAGCUUUUUCUGUACUUACACAAGCUAUUACUGGCCAAGUGGGUUUUGUGGAUGCUGAAUUCUGUACAACCUGUGGAGGAAAAGGAGCAGGCAAAAGGUGUUCAGUAUGUAAAAUGGUGAUGUACUGCGACCAGAACUGCCAGAAAAUACACUGGUUUACCCACAAAAAAGUCUGCAAGACCCUGAAGGAAAUUCAUGAGAAACAAGAACUAGAAGCUGCCAAAGAAAAAAGGAAACAAGAAAAAAGGCAAAAGAAAGAAGAGGCACAACUAGCAGAGGGUGGUUCUACAAGGGAAGAACAGUCAGAUCCUGGUCCAAAUGCUACCAAAGAAGUGGACCCAAAUCAUGCUGCUGACCAAAAGGAAGAACCUGAAUGUACCAAAGAGGUGGAAGCACUAUCUGUGAACCCUGAAAGUCCCCAGGAAAGUGAGACUGGCUUAGAUGACAUUGCUCUUCAGAAAGCUCAAGAUUCUGAGGAGUAAGAAAGAGGGUAGGAAGGGACUAAAAGCACUGGGAAGCCAACUGUCAAACUGCUUUUUUACACCAUUUUAGGAAGUGUUAUCUGAAGGAAUUCAGUAGCAGUUAAAUUUCUGAAGGGACUCAUCUGAAUUCUGAACUUGUCGUGACAUUACUGUAAAUCUUUUUGACUCAUGGGUGCCCCACAAUAGUGUCCAUUUCGUGGCAGUUUUAUUCAAUGAUACAGCUGUUUCAGAUAUCUCAGGCCAACUGUGAAAUGUGUGUUUCAGCAGAAUUAGGUCACUUUUGGUUUGGUCAAAAAUAUUCCAAGUUUGUCAAAGUGUAAUGAAGGGAAGACCAAUAUUACUUACAGUAUUUUGAGUGAGAAUAGUUAUUUUUCAGGUAAAGAUGCAGAGCACACUGGGAUUUUGCUUAUGAAUUAUUUCAUAAACCUAAAAACUGCUUAAUAUUGUUCAUGCUGAACCUGGUCACAGUGAAUUAGAUGGGAAGCCUCAUGUGCAAAUUCAUGUGAGAUUUCACUUAGGCCUCCAAUUAAGACCAUAGUUAGAAAAUAGCUUCCUUUAACUGUGCUGUUUUCACUCAGAUUUGCUACUGUCUUAUGAAAUCAAUGGGAAUGACAUAACCAAAAGCAUCACUUGCUGCAUUAGAAGGGAAAAAGUAAAAAUUCUCCAGUUGUUGGAUGAAUACUUGGUGUUUUGAACAUGCCAGUCUUCUUCAACUUAGAGGAAUCAGGACCAUCCUCAGAGGGAAAAAUACUAUUAAUUUUGUACUAUUUGCUAGACUGAAAGUUUUUGUUUAAAGUGAUGAAAACUGUAAAGAGUGAGGAUACAUAAAUGCACCUGUGCAGGGAAUGUUGCUGUGUUUUCACUUCAAGGAUUAGCAAUUGGUGAAGAAUAAAGGGAAGUUUUUUACAAGAAA
Molecule: messenger RNA, 2388 nt
Organism: Pogoniulus pusillus (Red-fronted tinkerbird)
Lineage: Eukaryota; Metazoa; Chordata; Aves; Piciformes; Lybiidae
Gene: ANKMY2
Product: ankyrin repeat and MYND domain containing 2
Exons: 10
Coding region: 99-1475 (458 amino acids)
Molecular function (GO): protein binding
Source: RefSeq, a predicted model, not a curated record